GCAGCGCUGCGCUGGGCUGAACAGCACCGUGGACAGCGCUCGGCCCGCGGCUCUACCUCGCACUGGCACACGCACCCUGACACACACUCCGCUGCACGAUGGCAGAGUCCCACCUGCAGUCGCCCCUCAUCUCAGCCUCACAGUUUUUCGAAAUCUGGCUUCACUUCGACGCUGACGGAAGUGGGUACCUGGAGGGGAAGGAGCUGCAGAACCUGAUCCAGGAGCUCCAGCAGGCGCGAAAGAAGGCCGGGCUGGAGUUGUCACCUGAGAUGAAAACUUUUGUGGAUCAGUACGGGCAGAAAGAUGAUGGAAAAAUAGGAAUUGUCGAGCUGGCUCACGUGUUGCCCACGGAAGAGAACUUCCUACUCCUGUUCCGAUGCCAGCAGCUGAAGUCCUGCGAGGAGUUCAUGAAGACGUGGAGAAAGUACGACACCGACCACAGCGGCUUCAUCGAAACCGAGGAGCUGAAGAACUUUCUGAAGGACAUGCUGGAGAAAGCGAACAAGACUGUCGAUGACACAAAGCUGGCUGAGUAUACAGACCUAAUGCUGAAGUUAUUUGAUUCAAAUAAUGAUGGGAAGCUGGAGUUAACUGAGAUGGCCAGGUUACUACCAGUGCAGGAGAAUUUUCUUCUUAAAUUUCAGGGAGUCAAAAUGUGUGCGAAAGAGUUCAAUAAAGCAUUUGAGUUAUAUGAUCAGGACGGCAAUGGAUACAUAGAUGAACAUGAACUUGACGCUUUACUGAAGGAUCUGUGCGAGAAGAACAAACAGGAUCUGGACAUUAACAACAUCUCCAACUACAAGAAGAGUAUCAUGGCCUUGUCGGAUGGGGGAAAGCUGUACCGGACGGACCUUGCCCUCAUUCUCUCUGCUGGGGACAACUAGAGUUAUGACCACAGUCACUUACUAGCGAUACACCGUAACUAAAGAUAACUGUGCACUAUAAAGGAGUAGUCUGUAUUUCCUUUUAUAUCUGUAAAUUUAACUGCAUAUAGGUAACUGUCCAGGAUGUGUGGCACAAUCUUUUCUGCUUGUUUCUAUACUGUUUGUAAUGUACAGUUUUUGUAACCACAUGACUGAAAAGGAGAUUGUCUAUGCUUAGGCCAGUCAAUAUACCCACUAAAAAAUAACCUGUCAUACUCUUGCUUUAGUACAUAGAGCUGGACAAUAUUUCCCUAAAAAUUCCACCAAAAUUAAUCUCUAAAAUUUUAGUCUCUGAUAGGUUACUGCAAGUUUUUCACUGAAGCGUUCUUAUUUCAGACAAUCAUAGGUCUGUCCUACAAAAUCAUUCUAAGUUGUAUUUCCAAAUAUUAGGAAGAAUGUGCUUUUGCA
Molossus molossus (Pallas's mastiff bat) is the source of this 1331-nucleotide messenger RNA. It is a transcript of the gene CALB1, whose product is annotated as calbindin 1. The record is from RefSeq and is a predicted model, not a curated record. The transcript is spliced from 11 exons. The coding region runs from base 99 to 884 and encodes 261 amino acids. Gene Ontology annotation, biological process: regulation of long-term synaptic potentiation; regulation of presynaptic cytosolic calcium ion concentration. Gene Ontology annotation, cellular component: terminal bouton; cytosol; synapse. Gene Ontology annotation, molecular function: calcium ion binding. Lineage: Eukaryota; Metazoa; Chordata; Mammalia; Chiroptera; Molossidae.